AUGGAUCCAAGCAAGCCAUAUGCUCCUCUUCUUCUACCUCGUACACUCUCUUUGAAUCCGCCAACUCCUCUCGAGUUUCCAGGGAGGCCUUUGUUGCAUGCUAUCGACAACUCGAGCUCUAUAGCGUUAUCUAUUCUAGCCAGAGUCGUUUGCGACGGACACCAGAGAGUGCUGGAGGUACAUCAACGUCCUCCUUUCUCUUAUAUCACUCUGAUCUCCAUGGCUAUUAAGAGCUCUCCUAAGAAGAAGCUAACACUGAACGAGAUUUACACGUACAUCAUGGAAAAGUUUCCUUUCUACAGAGAAAACAGACGAGGUUGGCAGAACUCGAUACGACACAAUCUCUCCUUAAACGAGUGCUUUGUCAAAGUCCCAAGGGACAAAGACGAUCCGCCUGGUAAAGGCAACUAUUGGACACUAGCUCCAGAAUUCAUGGACGCAAGUCCAGAGGUUGUGAAACUGAACAGGAGAAGGAGAAACCGCGGAAGACGAGAUAGAUCUAAAGAUGUUCCUGAAGAAGUUACUCCAAGACCUUCCUCAACUGGUAGUACAUUUAGUGAAGAGGAUGAUAGUGGUUCAGUAGUAGGUCGAUCUCCUUCCACCUCGUCAUCUGCUGGUUUGCUAACUCCACCUUGCAGUCCUACGGAUAUGGUAUUUUCAGAUUCACCACCUCCAUCUUCAGGGUCUGCUCAUCAUCAUUACCAACCUCCUCCCUCUUCUCCUCAAUCUUCGUCUCGAAGAGACUCUACGUUGGAUUUGAGCGAUCGCUGCAAAAGAUUCUCAAUUGUUAAUUUGCUCUCUUAA
This is a messenger RNA of Gigantopelta aegis, 804 nucleotides long. RefSeq names its product forkhead box protein L1-like. The record is from RefSeq and is a predicted model, not a curated record. Lineage: Eukaryota; Metazoa; Mollusca; Gastropoda; Neomphalida; Peltospiridae. Gene Ontology annotation, biological process: anatomical structure morphogenesis; cell differentiation; regulation of transcription by RNA polymerase II. Gene Ontology annotation, molecular function: RNA polymerase II cis-regulatory region sequence-specific DNA binding; DNA-binding transcription factor activity, RNA polymerase II-specific.